Molecule: messenger RNA, 456 nt
Organism: Meleagris gallopavo (turkey)
Lineage: Eukaryota; Metazoa; Chordata; Aves; Galliformes; Phasianidae
Source: RefSeq, a predicted model, not a curated record
UGCGUGGACUUCGAGGGCUUCAAGCUGUUCCUGAGGAGCUACCUGGAGGCAGCAGACGUCCCAGACACGCUGUGCCAUCACCUCUUCAGGUCCUUCCAGAGCACAGGGCAGCCGGGCGCUGAUGCUGACCUUGUCUGCGUUAAUGAUGUCUCCUGCUACUUCUCACUGCUGGAGGGUGGGCGCCCCGAGGACAAGCUGGAGUUCACAUUUAAGCUGUACGACAAGGAUGGGAACGGGCUUCUGGACAGCUCGGAGGUGGAGCGGAUCAUCACCCAGAUGAUGCGGGUGGCCCAAUACCUGGACUGGGACGUCACAGAGCUGAAGCCGAUCCUGCAGGAGAUGAUGCGGGAGAUUGACUACGAUGGCAGUGGUACGGUGUCAUUGGCGGAGUGGCUGCGCGGCGGUGUAACCAACAUCCCCCUGCUGGUGCUGCUGGGCCUGGAGGUGCACAUGAAG